AUGGCAUCCUUGUCUAGCCAGCCAUCAAAAAAGGGUAUGCGAAGCUCGAUCGGUGGUGGCUCUAACUCUGCAGCCAGCCGUAGUUCUAGCGGCCAAACCGUCAAAUUCGCUAGGCGAACAUCGAGCGGUCGGUAUGUUAGUUUGUCAAGAGAAGACCUUGACAUGUCUGGAGAAAUCUCGGGGGAUUACAUGAACUACACUGUCCACAUUCCUCCCACUCCGGACAAUCAACCUAUGGACUCCUCUGUGGCUGUCAAGGCUGAAGAGCAAUACGUUUCGAAUUCCCUUUUCACGGGAGGAUUCAACAGCGUCACACGAGCUCAUCUCAUGGACAAAGUCAUCGAUUCCGACGUAACUCACCCUCAAAUGGCUGGUGCCAAAGGCUCUGCUUGUUCAAUGCCAGCUUGUGAUGGAAAGGUCAUGAAGGACGAGAGAGGGGUUGAUGUUACCCCUUGUGCUUGCAGGUUCACAAUAUGCAGAGAUUGUUAUUUGGAUGCCCAGAAAGAAUCUGGUCUUUGUCCAGGUUGUAAAGAGCCAUACAGAGUGGGAGAUUAUGAUGAAGACCAACAAGAUUAUAGCAGUGGAGCACUACAGUUACCUGCCCCAAAUGACUCGAAAAGAGAACGAAAUAACAUGACUAUGAUGAAGAGAAACCAAACUGGAGAAUUUGAUCAUAACAGGUGGUUGUUUGAGACUCAAGGUACCUAUGGUGUUGGAAAUGCUUACUGGCCCCAAGAUGAUAUGUAUGGUGGUGAUGAAGAUGAUGGAUUUCGUGGUGGAAUGAUGGAAUCCACUGAUAAGCCUUGGAAGCCUUUGAGCAGAAAAACUCCUAUCCCUGCAGCAAUCAUUAGUCCAUAUAGGUUGUUGGUUGUUAUUCGAUUAGUGGUGCUAUGUUUUUUCUUACAUUGGAGAUUAGUUCAUCCAAAUGAAGAGGCAAUAUGGUUGUGGCUAAUGUCAGUGGUGUGUGAGUUAUGGUUUGCUUUCUCUUGGCUCCUUGAUCAGAUUCCUAAGCUAUGUCCGGUUAACCGUUCAACCGAUCUCGUUGUUCUCCAUGAUAAAUUCGACAUGCCUUCUCCAUCAAAUCCCACCGGCCGCUCUGAUUUACCAGGUGUUGAUCUGUUUGUUUCAACAGCUGAUCCCGAAAAAGAACCGCCUCUUGUAACUGCCAACACCAUCCUUUCCAUUCUAGCGGUUGAUUAUCCGGUGGAGAAGCUAGCAUGUUAUGUCUCUGAUGAUGGCGGUGCUCUUCUUACUUUCGAAGCAAUGGCAGAGGCUGCAAGCUUUGCUGAUUUAUGGGUUCCAUUUUGUCGAAAGCAUAACAUCGAACCUCGAAAUCCUGAGAGCUAUUUCACUUUAAAAGUCGACCCGACAAAGAACAAAAGUCGAAUCGAUUUUGUUAAAGAUAGGAGGAAGAUCAAAAGAGAGUAUGAUGAGUUUAAGGUAAGGAUAAAUGGGCUUCCAGAUUCAAUUAGAAGAAGGUCAGAUGCAUUCAAUGCAAGGGAAGAUAUGAAAAUGUUGAAACACAUGAAGGAGAGUGGUGCUGAUCCUUUGGAUGCACCAAAGGUCCCCAAGGCAACAUGGAUGGCUGAUGGCACUCAUUGGCCUGGAACUUGGGCUGUCCCUGCUAGUGAACAUGCCAAAGGUGACCAUGCAGGAAUUCUUCAGGUAAUGUUGAAGCCUCCUAGUAGUGACUCAUUAAUGGGUGGCACAGAUGAUAAGAUCAUAGAUUUCACUGAUGUUGACAUAAGGCUGCCAAUGUUUGUGUAUGUAUCUCGUGAAAAAAGACCAGGUUACGAUCACAACAAGAAAGCUGGUGCCAUGAAUGCAUUGGUUCGAGCUUCAGCGAUUUUGUCUAAUGGCCCUUUCAUUCUAAACCUUGAUUGCGAUCACUAUAUCUUCAACUGCAAAGCCAUUCGUGAAGGAAUGUGCUUCAUGAUGGACCGAGGCGGUGAGAACCUCUGCUAUAUUCAGUUCCCUCAAAGAUUUGAGGGCAUUGAUCCUUCUGAUCGUUAUGCCAAUCACAAUACAGUCUUCUUUGAUGGAAACAUGCGCGCCCUUGAUGGAGUUCAGGGACCAGUUUAUGUAGGGACUGGAUGUAUGUUCAGGCGAUUCGCUCUGUAUGGUUUCGACCCACCACAAGUAGAUAGGAUCCAAAAGCUCGAGUCCCCAGAAACUCAUCCAUUAACACCUAGCGACUUUGAUCCCGAACUUGAUGUGAACCUACUACCUAAACGUUUUGGAAACUCCACAUUGUUGGCUGAAUCCAUACCUAUAGCUGAGUUCCAAGGGCGCCCUCUUGCCGAUCACCCUGCAGUCAGGUAUGGACGGCCACCGGGCGCCCUUAGAGUUCCCCGAGACCCACUUGAUGCCACUACUGUUGCUGAAGCAGUCUCAGUCAUUUCAUGUUGGUAUGAAGACAAGACUGAAUGGGGAGAUCGAGUGGGUUGGAUCUACGGUUCAGUAACCGAAGAUGUUGUCACCGGUUACCGAAUGCACAACCGCGGUUGGCACUCGAUAUACUGCAUCACCAAGCGCGAUGCUUUCCGUGGUUCAGCUCCGAUUAACCUCACGGACCGACUUCACCAAGUGUUGCGUUGGGCCACAGGUUCAGUCGAAAUCUUUUUCUCGAGAAACAACGCUUUCUUAGCAACCAAACGCCUCAAAUUCCUUCAACGCUUAGCUUACCUAAACGUAGGAAUAUACCCAUUCACCUCAGUUUUCCUCAUCGUUUACUGCUUUCUCCCAGCACUUUCACUCUUAUCAGGACAUUUCAUAGUCCAAACCCUAAACGUCGCCUUCUUAGUCUACCUUCUCAUCAUCACACUAUGCCUAAUCGGACUAGCAAUCCUAGAAGUGAAAUGGUCAGGAGUAGCAUUAGAAGAAUGGUGGAGAAACGAACAAUUUUGGUUAAUCUCCGGUACGAGUGCUCACUUAGCAGCAGUGGUUCAAGGAUUACUGAAAGUAAUUGCAGGAAUCGAAAUCUCAUUCACACUAACCUCAAAAUCAGCGGGAGAAGACAUAGACGACAUCUACGCCGAUUUGUAUCUAGUGAAAUGGACUUCGUUGAUGAUUCCACCGAUCGUGAUAGCAAUGAUUAACAUUAUUGCAAUAGUUGUUGCUUUUUCAAGAACAAUUUACAGUACUGUUCCGAAAUGGAGUAAAUUCAUCGGAGGAGCCUUCUUUAGUUUUUGGGUAUUAGCUCAUUUAUACCCAUUUGCGAAAGGGUUGAUGGGAAGAAGAAGAAAGACGCCUACGAUUGUGUUUGUAUGGUCUGGACUCAUCGCCAUUACUCUGUCUUUGCUUUGGGUCGCCAUAGCUCCACCCAGUGGGAGUAGUCCAGAAGCUACCACCGGAGGAGGAGGGUUUCAGUUCCCUUAAAUAUGCCAAAAAAAAGAAAAAAAGAAGAAUUAAAUUUUAUUGGUUUUGGUUUUUUGUUUUUUGUUUAUUUAUUAUUUUUUUUUUUAAUUUUUUAAUAUGUAUAAUUGUUGAUUAAAUUGUAUAAUUUAGGGGGGAAUAAUAUGAGAUUCUUUGUACAA
Messenger RNA from Cannabis sativa, 3536 nucleotides. RefSeq names its product cellulose synthase-like protein D4. Gene Ontology annotation, biological process: cellulose biosynthetic process; plant-type primary cell wall biogenesis. Gene Ontology annotation, cellular component: plasma membrane; trans-Golgi network. NCBI's taxonomy places the organism in Eukaryota, Viridiplantae, Streptophyta, Magnoliopsida, Rosales, Cannabaceae. The record is from RefSeq and is a predicted model, not a curated record. Bases 1 to 3378 code for a protein of 1125 amino acids. Gene Ontology annotation, molecular function: cellulose synthase (UDP-forming) activity; mannan synthase activity. The transcript has 6 exons.